AAGACAUUCGCCGCACUCUCUCAGCAGAAGAAGACGGUAACUUGCGAAAAAAAGACAUCAUUAGCUUAUCCGCGUCAGAUUAUUAGUUAACUGAAAAAACACAGUAAAAAGGACUUGCAGGUGCGUUUGUUUUCAGUAUUGCGAAUCGGUGCUAGUUGUUAAUAAUGCAUAUUUGCCCGUCGUUUACACUUUAAAGACUAUUUUGCAACGCUGAUAAUGCUGAAGAUGAAGCUACAGAUGAGAACGGGCGAGGAAAGGGGCGACAAGACGCCUGACGACUCUUUAGAUCCGUCGAAGCCCCGACUUGCUCCCACGGCGACAUCUUCCUUGAUCUUCGAGAGGCUACAACAGCCACCUGGACCCCGUAAACACGCAACACAACUGGACAAAGAGACCGUUUUCGAGUGGUUCGGCCUACAUUCAAACCCCGCUAAGCGGAUCGAGUUCAUGUGCGGGCUGUUACAUAUGUGUCAACCCUUGGAACUCCGUUUUCUGGGAUCCUAUUUAGAGGAUCUUGCGAGGAAGGACUACCACGUUUUAAGAGAUCAUGAGUGUCGAGCGAACACCCUGAGCGAGGUGGGGAUGCUGACAAAUGCGUUGGACCCAGUGGUGCGGUCCAAACUCUUGGUCUUCCUCUCGCUACUUGGCUCUGACAACAGGGAGUGUGCUGGAAUACUCUCCCGGGUACUGAACAAUGUAGACCUGGCGUUGUUCUACAGAAACUAUGACUAUUCCCUCCCUCCGUUCAGGGACCCUCUCCCGCAGACUUUCUACCCUCCGUAUCGUGAGCCAGAGAAGGAGCCCUGCGAGCUUUCCGCUAGCGACACCACGGCGGAGGCUCUGGAGCAGCUGGCGCUGCUUUUUACCAUGGCCUCGCUUCACCCAGCCUUCCAUUUCCACCAAAAGGAAGUUGUCCGCGGGCUGCUGGAGAAAACCGAGCUGCUGCUGGAGGAGGAGAGACGGCAGAGGCAGCUCAGAAUAAACGCCCAGACGGCGACCACGGAGCUGGUGGGUCAGCAGGAGGAAUACAUGCCCUCCUCCGUGCCGGGUCUAGGAGAGUGUACAGCCUCCCACGUUGCUUGUCAGAACCGACGGCCCAGCCGGUGGGCAACACAAAGAGAAGCAGUGCAUAUUGAAGGGAUUGUGCUCAGUAGUGUCUCUCGGACCGGAGCCGACAAGGAAUACAACUUUGAGGUGAAGUGGUCUGACUCCUCCUCAAGUCGUGUGACCAAAACCCACCAUGAACUCGAGAACUUCCUUCUUAAGCUUCCAAAGGAUCAGACCACAGAGUCUUUUGAGAAGAGUAUUCUGAUACUUCUGAACCAAGGGGACCAGUAUGAGAGCAGGGAGGUGGAGAAAAACCUCAGGGAACGGUUUCUGUCGGCUCCUCCGCUCUUUAAACAGACCAGGAAGGUCUGCAGCUUCUUCACCUGUGACUCAGCUCACUCUUCUAAACCUACUUGUUCCAUAUGCCACUGCCAGCCAAAUAACGCAUACCACCAAGACUGCUCAGACGCCUCCAGUCAGGAGGAAGAGCCUUACGUUCAGGGACACAAGAAAAAAACCGGAUCCAGGAGUCCUUGUCCUCUCAGCUUUCUCAAUGCCAAAGGUUCCCAAGUGGACACUCGGAGGGGGGGCCAUGCUGUGGAGGUUAAUGGUCCAGCAGAGUGGAGGAAGAAGAACUGUUCACCCAGGGGGAGCCAUGAGAAGGAGCAGUAUCGUGAAUCAGAGAAGAGGAGCCACGCCGUCUCCAAGAUGAAGAGCAGAGUCCAGCCUGCAGACAGGGAAAAGGGCGGAUCAAAGGGCAAAGGAGGCGUCUUGGUUACCGUUGGUAACCUUGCAGCAGCACGGUCACCUCAGAGAAAAGGGGGCGUGUCUGUUCCUGACACCUGCGGCGACACGUCGUCAGAGAGCUACAGCUCACCGUCCAGCCCCCAGCACCGCGGCACAGAGAGCCUGGACAGCGAGGACGAUAACAACAAAGACACAGACAGCCAUUCGGAUGACGGCGGAAAGGGUGGCGCUGCCGCUGUGUACUUCACAGAUCCGGCUGUGGUGGACGGGGUCCACUGUCUGUCUUCCAACAACCUGAAGCCUCAGAUGCAGACCCUCUGCUCUGAGACCGACGGCGAGUUCCCCCCCCUGUCCUUCAUAAACCCUGUGUCCUGUGUUCUUCCCAAUGGAGCCGCUGACUCACCAAUCCCAGUGGUCUCUCCCCCAGCUCAGAGCCUCGUUCCUGACGGAAAGGCCCUUGAGGCAAUGAUGGUGCAGAUGUCUUUAGCACCUCCAGCUGUCCAAGCCCCAGGUGCAGUCGGAGACCCCGAGAAGAGGGAGGUGGUGCUCCCCUUCGGAAUCUCACCGUUUGGGCUCCACCCUCCAGCCAAUCUGGGGGUGCACCCCCUGGUCCAGAGGUUCAAAACAGCCCUGCCUCAAAGCCCCUGCUGUCCUGAGGGAGCGCCAGAGUCCAGUCCCGCAGCCUCACACCCGCCUCCCGUCAGAGCCAUGAGAGUCAUGUCCCCUGGGCCUACCUCCUACUCCUCCCCCCUGCUGUCCUGCCAGGACCCGGUCAACGUCAGCCCAGGACUGGCUGCUCUGCCACACGUGGACAGCUCCCCCGUCCAUGCCAGAGGGCACGGCCCAACCCUGCCCUCUGGCAUGCCUUCUUCUUACAGCAUCCCCCUGGUACCCAGCUCUGUUCUGCCCUCCGUUGGAGCCCCCAUGGUGCCGGGAGUGGCCUCCUCCGGACCUGCCCUCACUCAGAGCCCGGGCCCUGCCCGCAGCCACAGCCCCUCCCUCGUUCACAGCUCCACACAGAGUGACUGUUCCUCCCACAGCAGCAGCACCGCCCCCACCACCACUGGAAGCCCCCUAACCCUCCAGCAAAGCCAACCACUGCCCCCCCAGCAGCAGCAGCCCGCAGGCUGUGGAACAUGCGGCUGCCACAACAACUGCGGCAGUCGCGGCGGCAGCAGCGUGAGCGCCGCCUCCGGCUGCCAGGCUCCUUUCUACUUUCCUAGCCACCAGAUGGCGACGCGCCACGUCUUCAGCGUUCAUCCAUCUCUCUUCCAGCUCACCAACCUGUGCAGCAACAGCUACCUCACCCAGCCCCCCCCUUCCCACCAGGCCAACGGUGCCGCCACCCUGCCGCCGUUUUUUGCCACGGCUCCACCCCCUGCGUCUCCCUACCUUCAAUCUCACAGCCACUCAGACAUGAUAGGCAGCCAGGUGGCGGCGGUGGCAUCUGCCGCAGCUGCUGCUGCCAACUACAAUAUCCAACAACAGCUGGCUCCAGCAGCGUCCUUCUGCCAGAGAGUCUACCAGCACAUUUACCCGAGUCCUCUGGGGAUGCUGCCCCUGGCUGCUCUUGCAGGAGGCGGAGUCAACAAGAAGAACGGCAGCAUUUCCUGCUUCAACUGCGGUGUGAGCGGCCACUACGCUCAGGACUGCAACCAGCCUUCCAUGGACUCCAGCCAGCAAGGUGGUUUCCGGCUCAAGUACGCGGGCUCCCACGUUUCAGAAGCUCUUGACAAUGCUGACUAAACGGAAAAAUGAAGAGUUCUGCCCCCCCCCCCCUCCCCCCUCCACAGGUACUGCGCGGGAGUGGCUCCCUGAGGCAGCUGUCCUGUCCUCCAGCAGAGUGACCUACAAGGGCUCAAUGGACAAACCUGACAUGUGCCUGACAACUGUCUCGUUUCCAUGGAGAUGACUCGAAACAUGUCAUUCAUGUGAAGCCUACUCCCCCUCCCCUCCAGCUUUUUGAUAUUUUUGCACUGAGGGUUGGAACACAUUAAAUUAUUAAUUAUUAGAAAGUUAAGAGUAUUUUGGUUUUUACAUGAGACUCUAGUGUCAGUUCGAAUGUUCUUAAUACACUUAUUUCAAAAGGAGCCUAUUUAUCCUUUCUCCUCAUGAUUAUUGUUUUGGAUUUUAUCGUCUUGUACAGGUGUUUUCAAAAAUCAAAAAGACUAAUGGAAGCAAAACAGUGUUUUUUUUUUCUUUUCUCGAUAUUACUGAAAUGAAUGUACACCUUCUCGUGAGGAAUUUUAACUAAAGUCUCGAGCAUUGUUUGCCACUCAUACAGAAUGUUUGGAAGGUGAUUGCUGCUCUGGAAUUAUUAUUAUUUUUUUUAAAUCUCGAUGAAUGCACUAAAGCAUAGCAUGAACUGUAACAGCAUUAUCUUUUCCUUUUUGCUGAAUAAAAGCAAACUGCUGUUUGUUUUUGAUAUCCUUUAGUGCAGCCAGUUUUUUAUGUGUAAUAUAUUAGAGUGAAAGUGAUUUAAAUUAAGCUACAAAUGAAGAUAACUACACUUACCUGCUCAUCCUUCAAAUCCAUGUUUGUGGUGGAGGAAUUUUUUAGAAGGAAAUGGUUUAUCUUGAAGGAAUUGCGCCCCUUUUUUCUCUUGGAUGAUUUCUCCAGCAAUGUUAUAAAACUAAACAUUUCAGUUUUUUGGUUUUAUGGUAACUGAAGCAGCAGCAAUGGCCUGUGUAGAUGGUUCUGCCUGCAGGACGGCGCCACAUGCCGUAGCAGCAAAAAUCCCAUCACAGUCAAAUAUUUUAAGCACACUGACAGAAAUCCCCUUCCUUUUUUUAAGUUUUCUGGACCUGCUUGGAAUGAGAGAUUUAUUUGAUAUCUAUAUCUAGAUAAACUUGAAAAUACAACACUUGAUUAGAGUUAAAUUUCCUGAGUGGGAGGAAGUGGUGUAUUUGUGUGUGAUUUUUAAGAAAACAUGUCUUGUAACAAAAAAAAAUAAACUGUUUAGUUUGAAGGAACCCUUCAGUGACAUUUAUUUUGAAAUAUUUCAUCUGCUGUAAUGAAUUCAUAAACCUGACAGUUUAACCCUUGUGCUAUCUUAGAUGACCCCACCCUUACAUUGACGUGUUCCCCCUACCAUGACAAAGGUGGAUAAAGGUGGAAAGAUUUCAUGUAAUCCAUGGACACCAGUGAGGUUCACAAAUCAUUGAAGAAAAAAGGUUCAGCGCACUGUCUAGUGGGUUUAGAUGACCCAACUCCCAAUGUUAAAGUGCCUAGGAUAGCAUAAGGGUUACAGGCUUGAUGAGGUAAUCAAGCAGCUUUUUAGAGUCUGCAAAAUGUGAGAAGAGAAAGUUUCACAACUAGAGCAGCUGUUAUUGGCCUCCAGUCAGAAAGUUCCAAUAUGUCAUAUUUGCAGUAAAAACAUUUAGAGUCUGUGGUGAUGAUCGGACAAAAAGUAGAAUGUUCAUUUGCCUCAGUUUCCACCAUCUUUCUGUGUCUUAUUUUGAUGUGCAUCAAAUGCUUCUUUACCAUGAAGAUACUUUUAUUCUGAAACUCUUUUCUGUUCCAUCACAUUUGCUUUUUUUCUGAGUGGAGACUUAACAAUCAAGGUCUGGAACUGGACGGGUGGAGGAAGGUGGCGUUCCGAACAAGCCGUCAAGUUGUGAUUGUGUGUAAAAUGCUGUAGUGUACACGCGCAUAAAGGGGGCGCUGCUGCAAUCCUCAGCUGUAAUGUUUACUGUAGUUUGAUGCCCAUGUACUGGAAAAAGGCUGAAUAUAUUUCUAGAGUAAGUUGGAUUUUAUGCAAAUGAUUUUUUUCUCCCUGUAAUUAAAAGCAAUAAAUAUAAAAACAGGAAGUGAA
Molecule: messenger RNA, 5608 nt
Organism: Oryzias latipes (Japanese medaka)
Lineage: Eukaryota; Metazoa; Chordata; Actinopteri; Beloniformes; Adrianichthyidae
Gene: zcchc2
Product: zinc finger, CCHC domain containing 2
Molecular function (GO): nucleic acid binding; zinc ion binding
Source: RefSeq, a predicted model, not a curated record